Brassica rapa (field mustard) is the source of this 3697-nucleotide messenger RNA. Its product is annotated as structural maintenance of chromosomes protein 5. The record is from RefSeq and is a predicted model, not a curated record. Lineage: Eukaryota; Viridiplantae; Streptophyta; Magnoliopsida; Brassicales; Brassicaceae. Gene Ontology annotation, biological process: double-strand break repair via homologous recombination. Gene Ontology annotation, molecular function: single-stranded DNA binding. Gene Ontology annotation, cellular component: nucleus; Smc5-Smc6 complex.
AGGGAGAGUGAACUAGUAAAAAAAAAAAGAAAAAAAAAAGGCAAGAAGUGAAUCUUAUACAUGAACCGGGGUGGAUUGAACCAUAACCAGGUAUAAUCAAAUCAUUAAACCCGGUUCAAUGUCAAAAACUAAUCGAACCGGAUUUGUUUUGAUAAAAGCCCUAACCUAAAGAGUAUCGUCUCGUGCUUUUUUUAUUUUUUCCCGGGUUUUCGCUUCUCGUCGUUCCCACUCUCAGCUCUCUAAACAAACUGUAGCGUUGGGAAUCGCGAUUCACAGAAUCUAGGGUUUUUUUCUUUCUUAUGGUACGAUUCUGGACUAUCGGUUUCACUCGUCCAGGUUAACCUUUGACUUGACCAAUGUCUGAACGCCGCGCUAAGCGACUCAAAAUCUCCAGAGGAGAAGAUGAUUUUCUCCCUGGGAACAUUAUCGAAAUCGAGCUUCACAACUUCAUGACUUUCAACCACCUCGUUUGCAAGCCUGGUUCCCGUUUAAACCUCGUCAUUGGACCAAACGGGUCAGGUAAAAGCUCCCUCGUCUGCGCCAUCGCGCUUUGUCUCGGUGGGGAGCCUCAGCUUCUCGGUAGAGCGACUAGCGUCGGCGCUUACGUUAAGCGUGGGGAGGAUUCUGGUUACGUUAAGAUAACUCUCAGAGGGAAAACUAGUGAGGAGAAGUUCACGAUUUUUAGGAAGAUUGAUACGAGGAACAAGUCUGAGUGGAUGUUUAAUGGGAACUCUGUUAGUAAGAGAGAGGUUGUUGAGGUUAUUCAGAAGUUUAACAUUCAGGUUAAUAAUCUGACGCAGUUUCUGCCGCAAGAUAGGGUUUGUGAGUUUGCUAAGCUGACGCCUGUGCAGCUUUUGGAGGAGACUGAGAAAGCUGUUGGUGAUCCUCAGUUGCCUGUUCAUCACCGUGACCUUGUUGAGAAGAGCCGUGAGCUGAAGCAGCUUGAGAGAGCUGUGGCGAAGAAUGGGGAGACGCUGACUCAGCUUAAGGCUCUUGUUGAUGAGCAGGAGAAGGAUGUGGAGAGGGUUAAGCAGAGGGAGUUGCUUUUGACGAAGGUUGAUUCGAUGAAGAAGAAGCUGCCAUGGCUGAGGUAUGAUAAGAAGAAGUCGGAGUACCAGGGGGCUAAGAAGAAGUUGAAGGAAGCCGAGAAGAAAUUGGAUGAGGCUGCGAGGAGUUUGAGUAAUGUGAAGGAGCCUGUUGAGAAGCAGAAGAAGGAGAGGGGAGAGAUGGAGUCGAAAUGCAAAAAGGUUAAGAAAGCUCUGGAGACUAAUGGGUAUAAGCGUUCGGAUUUGCUCGAGAAAGAAAAUGAGGCGGAAGCACGAGUAGUCGCAACGUACAAAGAGCUUGAGGAGCUGAAGAAACAAGAAGAGCAUCGCCAAGAGAGGAUUCUGAAAGCUACUGAGGAUCUGGCUGCUGCGGAGCAAGAACUCAAAGACCUGCCUGUAUAUGAGCAACCUGUAGCCAAACUUGAAGAGUUGAAGUCUCAGGUUACAGAGCUGCAUCACAACAUAAACCGGAAGAAGAAUCAGAAGGCGGACAACGAGACCCUCUUGUCUCAGAAAAGACACACCCUGCGGCAAUGCGUAGAUAAGCUGAAGGAGAUGGAGAACGCAAAUAACAAACUCUUGAAUGCGCUGCUUCGCUCUGGAGCUGACAGGAUCUAUGAAGCGUAUCAAUGGGUGCAGCAGAAUCGUCAUGACUUUAAAAGGGAAGUGUAUGGUCCCGUUUUGCUAGAGGUUAACGUCCCAAAUCGAGAGAACGCUUGCUAUUUGGAGGGUCAUAUUUCUUAUUACAUCUGGAAGUCUUUUAUCACUCAGGAUCCCGAGGACAGAGAUUUGUUGGUUAGGAAUCUAAAACGCUUUGAUGUUCCUGUUCUAAACUAUGUGAGAGAUAGCGGCAAUCACUCGGCUCCCUUUCAUAUCUCUGAUCAUAUGCGUUCUCUUGGGCUUCAUUCUCGGCUUGAUCAGAUAUUUGAUGCUCCUAGCGCUGUUAAGGAGGUUUUAACUUCCCAGUUUAGUCUGGAUGACUCAUACAUUGGAUCGAAGAUUACCGAUCAGAGGGCUGAAGAAGUAUCUAAGCUGGGUGUCACUGAUUUUUGGACACCGGACAAUCACUACCGGUGGUCUUCCUCAAGGUACGGUGGACAUUCCUCUGCAAGUGUAGACUCUGUACAUCCAUCACGUCUUCUGUUAUGUGGGAUGGACGUUGGAGAGCUUGAGAAACUGAGAUCAAGAAAGGAGGAACUAGAAGACUCUAUAUCAUCCAUUGAAGAAACUCGCAAGACUCUUCAAACAGAGCAAAGACUGUUGGAAGAAGAAGCAGCUAAACUUCAUAAAGAGAGGGAGGAGAUUAUCAACGUCUCGCAUAUGGAGAAGAAAAAACGCCGCGAGUUGGAAUCUCGUUACCAGCAAAGGAAGAAGAAGCUUGAAUCCUUGGAGCAAGAAGAGGACAUGGAUGCUUCAGUCGCUAAUCUGAUCGAGCAGGCUUCCAAAGCUAACGCUGACCGCUAUGCAUACGCGAUCAAUCUCAAGAAGCUGCUCGUGGAAGCUGCUGCUAAUAAGUGGAGUUACGCGGAGAAGCAUAUGGCUUUGAUUGAGUUGGAAAGAAAAAUCAGAGACUCAGAGAUCAACAUCAAACAAUACGAGAAGACGGCGAAUCAGGCAUCCCUCAGCGUUGAGUAUUGCAAGAAAGAGGUUGAAGAGAAGCAAAUACAGCUAGCAGCUGCCAAGAGAGAUGCAGAAGCUAUCGCAAUCAUCACGCCACAGCUUAAAAAGGAGUUCAUGGAGAUGCCAACCACGAUAGAAGAGCUGGAAGCUGCUAUACAAGACAAUUUCACUCAAGCCAACUCGAUCCUCUUUGUAAACCAGAACAUACUCCAAGAGUAUGAGCAUCGCCAGAGCCAGAUAGAAACUAUUACUACAAAGCUCGAGGCUGAUAAAAGAGACUUGAGCAGAUGCUUGAAAGAAAUCGAAUCUCUGAAGGAGAAAUGGCUUCCAACGCUGAGAAGGCUUGUUGCUCAGAUAAACGAAACUUUCAGCCAUAACUUCCAAGAAAUGGCUGUUGCAGGAGAAGUCUUGCUGGAUGAGCGUGACACUGACUUUGAUCAAUACGGGAUACAUAUCAAAGUGAAGUUCAGGGAAUCUGGGCAGCUUCAGGUUCUAAGCUCUCACCACCAGUCUGGAGGAGAGCGUUCUGUGUCAACCAUCCUCUACCUCGUCUCUCUUCAAGAUCUCACAAACUGUCCUUUCAGAGUUGUUGAUGAGAUUAAUCAAGGUAUGGAUCCUAUAAACGAGAGGAAGAUGUUUCAACAACUGGUUAGAGCUGCAAGCCAACCAAACACACCACAGUGUUUCUUACUGACGCCAAAGCUCUUGCCUGAGCUUGAGUACAGUGAAGCGUGUAGCAUAUUGAACAUCAUGAACGGUCCUUGGAUCGAGCAGCCUUCGCAAGUUUGGAGCUUUGGUGAUAGUUGGGGAAAUCUCAUGAGACGAGCCGAAGCAAGUUAAUGCUCUUGACCUCACCAAAACGCUUUUCUAUUUUAAGUUUUUUUUUUGGAAACCGUGCAUCUAAUGUUUUAUGCUAUUUAACCAACCGGUUCAAUUAGAUUGAACCAUAACCGGUUUAAAUAUGUUACUCGUUGCUUGGUUUACAGUCUUAGUCGAGGUAAUUGAAACAGAUAUUAUGUACCCUACGUCUA